CAUAGCCAUUUCACCAUGGUCCCUUUAGCCUCUUCUCUUUAUCUAUUGACCACCCUGUGCCCUGAGGCUCCCUGGAACCUUCUCCUGUCUCCUUUGCUCCCGACCCCACACAUUUACUGGCCCUGCUCCCUCCCUCCCCAGCUGCUGUGCCAGGGCUACCCCUCGGGCCACCUGGGCUCCCUGCUCAACGAGGCUGAGGCCGCCUUUGUGGCCACCAUGAUCGUGGAGAAUGGGGUUGGUCAGAGCCCAGUCUGGAUCGGUCUGCACGACCCCAACAAGAAUCGCAGGUGGAAAUGGAGCAGCAAUGCCCUUUACCUCUACCAGGCCUGGGAGAAGGGCUUCCCAGGGAGGACCGAUCCCAACUACUGUGUGAGCCUGACUCCUGAGUCUGGAUUCCAGAGGUGGAAAGAUGAACCUUGUCAGAAGGCGAACCUGUUCCUCUGCAAGUUCAAAGCAUAAAGGGGAUAAAACAGAAGAAAGAAUUGGAAUUCUCUUGUCUUGGAGCCAUAGUCAGCCAAGGACGGCCAUGGCCAUAAUCUCUCUGCUCUCCCAGAACAUCUUCCCUUCUGACUUCCUCACACCAACCAUCUACACCCCCUUUAAUAUCCACCAACGCUCUUUAAGCACCUCACUCAGUGCCUUGGAACCUUUUAUGUUAUAGACUACAAUAAGCCCUAGGUUGACAGGCAACCUGAACAUAAAUGGUCACAAUAUUUUUUAAAAGUAGAAGAGAUGAAGGAUAACUCUUUUGACAAACAUUGGUAAGGUGAAAAUUCUUCAGCAACGAGUCAAGAAGGUCAUUGAAGAAAAAACAAAUAUGAUUAUUUGAAAUUGAAAAUAAGCUAACUCUCAAAGUAUGAAAGUAUCAAAGAUAGAAGACAGGAAUUCUCCACAUGGACGCCUUAGGACUAUGACUGAAGGAGAAUUCUACUUCAGGUUCUUUCAAAAUGUCAUUGUCUUUACAGAUAUCUCUGUUGUAGACUGCACAUGUAAUUUUGUGUCUUUCAAUAAAGUUCUUUUUAAUCUGA
Sarcophilus harrisii (Tasmanian devil) is the source of this 1028-nucleotide messenger RNA. RefSeq names its product lithostathine-1-alpha-like. Lineage: Eukaryota; Metazoa; Chordata; Mammalia; Dasyuromorphia; Dasyuridae. The transcript has 3 exons. Gene Ontology annotation, molecular function: oligosaccharide binding; signaling receptor activity; peptidoglycan binding. Bases 16 to 459 code for a protein of 147 amino acids. The record is from RefSeq and is a predicted model, not a curated record. Gene Ontology annotation, biological process: response to peptide hormone; positive regulation of cell population proliferation; antimicrobial humoral immune response mediated by antimicrobial peptide.